AUGGUAGCUCCUAAAUUAUUGGUCACAGAGGGUCUUUGCUAUAACCUAAAAACUGAGCUCAUGGCUAACUCUCAGUCUAAUGACUGGUCUCCUACAGCGCAGCCUCUCCACUGGGUGUAUGACCUCCAGAAGCUGCAGGGGAUUUUGGCUCAGCACCCGAGCCCUGAAUUCAUCUCUGAGUCGGCCAACCCUUUCUACAGGAGGCAGACGGGUCAGCAGAGCUGCUACGGUGACCAGGCCUUUGUUCUGCUGGAGUCCCUGUCUGAAUGUGGCGGUCUAAAUGUUGACGACUUGACGCAGCGCACACUGAAAUUCUUUGGCCCUGGAUCCGACUAUGACACGCCUCUCAACAAUCCUUACAGAGAGAAGGGUGGGCCGACACCUCAGCUGCCCAUCGAGGGACCAUGGAGACAUGCUAGUUUGAAAAGUUUCCUGAGGAAUGUGGAUUCAGGCAAAGAGGAGACCGGCUGUGAGAACGACUGUCAGAUUGAUGGGAUAACCAAACUGGCUCCUAUAGUUGCUUUUUAUGCAGGGAAGCCCGACAUGCUGGACAAAGUUGAGCAGGCAGUCCGUGUCACCCAGAACAAUGAUGCAUGUGUGGCAGAGACUCUAGCAGCUGCAAGGUCCGUAUGGUUUCCAUUUAUACAUCAGUUUGCUCAAAAUGGCAACAAUCUUGUUCUUUUUUUAAUCUGGGUUCUGAGACAAAUAUAAAAUAUAUAUAUAUAU
This is a messenger RNA of Pungitius pungitius (ninespine stickleback), 726 nucleotides long. RefSeq names its product crystallin J1A-like. The record is from RefSeq and is a predicted model, not a curated record. Lineage: Eukaryota; Metazoa; Chordata; Actinopteri; Perciformes; Gasterosteidae. The coding region runs from base 1 to 711 and encodes 236 amino acids. The transcript is spliced from 5 exons.